GUUAAAAGAAUAGAUUUGAGAAAAAAUAGAUUUUCUGGAAAGGUAGAUGAAUCUUGGUGCAAUGUUUUUUUUCUACUGAAUAAUAAUAAUCUAUCAGGUCCGUUGCCAGAUUGUAUCAAAUGUUAUUUAGACGACUUUGAAUUAUCUAACAGAUUAUCAGGAAACAAUCUCGAUUUAACUCAAUCCUGCUCACCAGAUAAAAUUAUACCAAAUAUUUUUUAUGAUUCAAAUGAUGGUUAUGUAUAUCUAUUUGGUUUAAAUCUGGGAUUUUCAAAUGAAACCAUCAAAACACAACCUUCAAUCAAUUUUGAAGCGGCAAUAAUCCCGAGUAGUUUAUAUAGAGGAAAAUUUAAUCCCACAACCAACCCUGAUGACCAUGAUGCAAUCCUUGUUGAAUUUUUAACACCAGGUUACAGCUAUACAAUAUCAUUACAUGACAAAAUUGAUCCUAAUGUUAAAUCAUUGGCUCAAUACAAUAACCUAAUAUCAAUAGAUGGGGACUUUUUUUCAUACAAUAAAACCGAUAUCAAGGUUACAAUUGGUAAUAGUCUAAACUGUAAUAUCAUAGGAUGCACCUUUUAUCAAAUUAACUGCACCAUUUUUCAAGUUGAUCAAAGUGAAGAAAAGAACAUAACAAUUUUAGUUAAAAAUAGAUCAACAAUUAUUACAAGUAUGAUUAACAAAGUAAUUAACCAAUGUCCCUCAGAAGACUGUAACGGAAAUGGUCAAUGUAAUACAGAGUCUGAAACCAUUGUUUCCAUUCAAAUUAAAAACCUCUCUUCCAAAUUUCAAACAUAUAUUUCACAAAUAUCAUAUGAAUGUAUUAAACCUGACUGUGAUGGAAAUGGGGAAUGUAACCAUUAUAAUGGCCAAUGCGAGUGCUAUAAAGGAUGGAUAACAAAACCCAACCAAACAUGUGACACUCCAGAUCAUUAUUUAUAUUCAAAUAGUCAAGUGGAAUCUACAACUGGUGGAAUAAUAAAACUAUAUGGUUGGUACGGAUACCCAAACAAUCAACUCAGUGUUAUUAUCGGGAAUCAAAACUGCCAGAUUGGAUUUCAAAAUGCAUCUUUAAUUGAAUGUAAACUUAAUGGAGGAAGUGGUCUAAAGUCAAUUAAAAUUACCCAAAAUGGUAUUGAAUGGAGUGGAUCAAUAUAUCCAUACUAUGACCCAUCCUUCCUUUGUCCCAGUAAUUGUGGUGCCCCAUCCAAAGGUAAAUGUAAUACCAAAACAGGCGAAUGUGUAUGUGAAACAAACUAUUUCGGUUUCGAUUGUCAAAGUACAAACUCCUCAUCAAAUACAAACACUACAAUUUCUGAUCAGGGGUCGGUGGUUAUUAGUGAUGAAUAUAUUGAAUUUUUAUUAUCUAUAGAUUCAAUUAUAGAAUAUGAUAUCAAUUCGAAAAUCGUAUCAAUCGGAAACUUAACAAACCAAUGGAAGAAACUUAACAAUUCAGACGACCCCAAUAUUUCUAUUUUUCUUCAAGAAAAAUACAAUGCAACCAUUUUAUUAACCGUUGAAGAGGUUAAACAAACAAAAAACUUUUCGUUUGCAGAUAAUAACUUUACAAUAUAUUCAGGAGGUAUUAAGAUUUCAAUUAAUAUCUCAAAUUGGCAAUAUUCCAGUAGUUUAAAUUAUCUACAACUUGUACUUAAAUCCGCCAUAGAUGAUAAAGAAUUAAAAAUUGGAAACACAGAUUGUGUGGAACAGACAGUUAUUGAAUCAGAGUCGAAUACUGAAUCUUUAUCUGACAGUGUUAAUUAUUUAAAGAUAUCGAAAUAUGGCAAAUCCUUAUAUGGUAGAUUCCAAAACAAAAUGUUAUCAAAUUUGAGAUCAACAUUAAUUACAACUAAAAUCAAAUCAAAAGACAAUGGUAUUGUUAUUUUAACAAUUGAUUUACCUCAUUGUAAUGAAUGUAUAUUAGAUCCCGGUAAAUAUUAUAUUAUAUUUCAAAGCUAA
Dictyostelium purpureum is the source of this 1959-nucleotide messenger RNA. RefSeq lists its product as uncharacterized. Lineage: Eukaryota; Evosea; Eumycetozoa; Dictyosteliales; Dictyosteliaceae. The transcript has 3 exons. The annotation marks the transcript as partial. The record is from RefSeq and is a predicted model, not a curated record.